Molecule: messenger RNA, 820 nt
Organism: Notolabrus celidotus (New Zealand spotty)
Lineage: Eukaryota; Metazoa; Chordata; Actinopteri; Labriformes; Labridae
Exons: 7
Source: RefSeq, a predicted model, not a curated record
AAAAACUCUGCUGGACCUCGCCAAGACGGAGAGCAAGGAAGCUGUGCUGCUCUACAGGACGCUGUGCAGGACUUUCAGGAAUUAGAAGUGCAGUGGGAUGCCUUUCUGCAACAUUUGGAUGAUGAGUUACAACUGAGUGCUAAAAGAUUGGAUGGUACUUCACAGAUAAAAUGCUUUUCACCUGAUACACCUCUAACUGACGCCAGAACAGGAGAAGCAGUAACAUUAGAGAAAUAUUUUGGGAGAGGUAAAAAGAUCCUGCUGGUGUUGAUCCGUCAGUUCUCCUGUCUACUCUGCCGUCUCCAUCUCAAAGAUCUGGAGAAAAACCAGCAGUCCCUGAACGCACACUCAAUUCAAGUGGUGGUCCUUUCAUUUGGGUGUCAGGAGGGAGCUUUACACUGGCUGCGGGAGACUGGCUGUCAGUAUGACAUGCUGCUGGACUCUGACAGGAAGAUAUACACUGCCUUCGGCCUGGGAGCGUCUCUGAAGAAAGUUCUGAACUUCAGGAACAUGCUGCUCUAUGCUGAAUACGUGGUGGACAAUAUGGAGUUUCCCAGAGGGCUGCCCUCAAUACAAGACGACAUGUUUCAGCUGGGAGGCAACUUUGUUUUGGACGAACAUGGGAGGGUGCUGUUCUCUCACUGCUGUCAGAGCCCCAUAGACAGACCCCCAGUGGAAGACAUUGUAUCUGUCUUACAAAGAUAAAGCUUCCUUUGUGCACAACACUGAACAAUAGAAACAGAAACCUGUGAUUUCAGAUGAAAAAACUAUUUGUUUCCUUACCGCUAUGACAAUCUGCAUGGUUUGCCAUAUAUUGUUA